AACUCCUUGAAAAGCGCACAUGAUAAAGUUUGCUCGCAAACGUCUGAAAUGUCACAGUCCACAAACAGUCCCUUGUAAACAAAUUUCGCAACUCCCAUCAUUUCCCCGCCCCCGAAUUCCUGCCAUUUCUCAAGGAAGGAAGCUGAGAGGAAAGUUCCGAAAACACUGGCGACAGACGCGCAACUUAUACCCAACUUUGCGCUGACAGUACAAAAUUAACUCCGGAUAGCGAUCUGACGUGUUAUUUGACGCAUACGCUGACGAAUAGUCUUUUGUGGAGCCUUUGAAGCGACGCAGCGCUUGACGCUUUACUACAGACGCAGAUCAAGCAAUGGAAAUAAUGGGGAGCGGGGAACCGUUUUUACAAUGGGACAAAAAUCUCAGCGAACUGUCCGAACCCGGGGAUAGCGAUAUUUUAUUCAGCACUCACUUCACCGAGCUGCUGGAUGAUCUGUCCCAAGAGGCUUUGUUGGGGCAGUUGUUAAGCGACCCGUUCCUGUCCGGCCGUGAUGAUGCUAUGGACACAGAGGAUGAUCUGACCCCUGUGUCUCCAGUGCCGCCACACAUUCAAGCCGAACACAGUUACUCUCUGUGCGGAGACUCGCGCCCACAGUCGCCCAUGUCCCAUCUGCCCGGAGAGCCUGGCAGUGACGCCGGCGAUACAGACAAUGAUGAGUGGCCCAUGGAGCAGGAAGAUAAAGGGCUGAAGAUGGAGCCUCUGCUGUGUGACCCGUCGCCCGUCCUGCUGCCCUAUGUGCACCUCACUCUGACCCCCGAGGGUCCUGUCUUUGACCCCGUGACUGACGCCCCACUGACCCUCCCUCAGGCCACACAGGUUAAAGCGCUCGGCGUGAAGGAGGACAGCGAGAGUCUCAUCCCUCAGAUUAAACUGGAGCCACACCAGGUGGAUCAGUUCUUAAACCUCUCACCCAAAGGCCUGGAGUCUCUGCAGAUGCCACCGACUCCUCCCAGCUCUCACGGCAGCGAUUCGGAGGGCAGUCAGAGUCCGGUUCACCCCUGUGCUCCUGCCAGUCCCACACAGACCCCCGCUGUCCUCAAGGUGGCGCCAAGACCCCCGUCUUCCCUCUCCAGCUCUCCUCUGCUGACGGCACCCCAUAAACUGCAGGGCUCCGGUCCUCUCCUGCUGACGGAGGAGGAGAAACGCACGCUCAUCGCUGAAGGAUAUCCGGUGCCCACCAAACUGCCCCUGUCCAAAGCUGAGGAGAAAGCUCUGAAGAAGAUCCGCAGAAAGAUCAAGAACAAGAUCUCCGCACAAGAGAGCCGCAGGAAAAAGAAAGAGUACAUGGAUGUUUUAGAGAAGAAGGUGGAGACAUGCUCUAAUGAGAACAGUGAGUUGCGCAGGAAAGUUGAAACACUGGAGUGCACCAACAAGUCUCUGCUGCAGCAGCUGCACUCGCUGCAGGUGGCGGUGGCAGGAAAGGUCCCGCGCUCCUGCCGGAUGACGGGCACCCAGACCUCCUCAUGCCUCAUGGUGGUGGUUCUGUGUUUUUCGGUGUUCUUGGGGAGUUUCUACCAAGGCCUGAGUCCCUGUUCCUCUGUCACGAAAACAGAUCUGAGCAGAGAGAUCUCCAUACGGGACUCGUACACCACUACAGUGAGGUCCCGGAACCUGUUGUCCAUUCCGGAGCACGGGGGUCUGGACGAGCCUCAUCCCAUUGGUCUGGGUGGGGAUUAUCCUGAAUGGGAUCAUCAGGCUGAUGUAAUGGUGGCUUGGCGUAUAGAACAGCAGCACAAACAGGAACAGGCGGAGCUACCAAAAGCAGAGCCCCGCCCACUUAUACUAAUCACCAAUGAAACACGAGCGCAGAAGUCCAUUGUCAUAGACCUGCACUCACACAGGUCAGAUAAGUGGUCAAACGAGACGGCUAGAGUCACAGAGUUGGAAAGGACCGUCAACGAGACGUCCUGAGAUCCCUGCAGCGACGGGGCGAUAGGCUUCAUAUUUAUAGUGCUAUUUUACUUAGAUCUCCUUUUUUUUUUUUUUUUUUUUUAACAAACACAGAAAACUCAAAUGUAUUUUAUUCCAUUCCAGCAGUAUAUCAAAUUUUGUACACUAUUUAAUUUUUUAUAUGCUUUCAGAUUGUUUUAAUAUUCAUUCUUUCUUUUCUUUUCAUUUCUUUGCCUAUUUGCCCCCGUGCUACUGAGAAUAUGUGUUGUAAUAUAUAUAAAAUCUGCAUCUGUUUUCAUAUUCACAUGACGAUGGUAAUGGCAUCAUGUAGCAUGUCGAUCAGAAUGCCUUUUCCAAAGAUUCAUAAAAACAGUGCAAAGAUUCAGACUGUAUUAAAAUUAUAGGCUUAAAGCUCUGGAAAUUUGCCAUCUUUAAACUGUAAACAAAGCAUUUGUCUGAAUAUGUAAAUAUUUGCUGCAUCCUUUAUUGCAAGUGUGUUGGGAGCGAUAUGAAUUAGCGGGAUUGAUAUCGAUGGAGAUGUUUGUCAUUGAGGGUGUUAAAAUAGAGACAGUAUGGACUUGACAUGAAAAGGACGGAUGCUCUCCUUCUCUGGAGUCCCUCAUAUGAUGUUGCCCUCUUUAUUAAGGACAGAUGGCCCUUUUUGUCCUCAUCUGGCCACCAUCCAACCCCCAUCUGUGCUCUUCUGGGAGUAAAAGAUGCUCGCUGACAAGUCUAGCGUUCUCCUGCUCUGAUAUGAACGGUUGUGACGACCGGAGUCCUGAGGGAUCUGCAUUCAGGCGUGUUGUGGACUCACUUGAACUGCGUCCCCGUAGAAUGGAUCUGUUAUUUAUUAUUUUUUUAGUAUGCCUGCCAUCCUUUUAUCCUGGAAACAAGAGAUGGUUUUGUCCUGACCCUAUGCAUUCAGAUGCAAACGUCUGUGUCUGUGUCAUCUCAUGUAUUUGGCAUAGCGUCUUAAUUACAUUACACUUUCCCUGCAUCACAAUGCAAUUUCAGGCUCUUAAAAAUGAUUUUCCUGAAAUCACUCUGCCUUGUUUUUGGCCUGUUUUCUGCAAGCAAAUAAAUAUUUUCGUUAGUAAAAGCAUUGUAAA
Molecule: messenger RNA, 3018 nt
Organism: Carassius auratus (goldfish)
Lineage: Eukaryota; Metazoa; Chordata; Actinopteri; Cypriniformes; Cyprinidae
Product: cyclic AMP-responsive element-binding protein 3-like protein 2
Exons: 12
Coding region: 332-1930 (532 amino acids)
Biological process (GO): regulation of transcription by RNA polymerase II
Molecular function (GO): cAMP response element binding; DNA-binding transcription factor activity, RNA polymerase II-specific
Source: RefSeq, a predicted model, not a curated record